This is a messenger RNA of Trichoderma gamsii, 1860 nucleotides long. RefSeq lists its product as hypothetical. Lineage: Eukaryota; Fungi; Ascomycota; Sordariomycetes; Hypocreales; Hypocreaceae. The record is from RefSeq and is a predicted model, not a curated record. Gene Ontology annotation, cellular component: nucleus. The transcript has 4 exons. Gene Ontology annotation, molecular function: zinc ion binding; transcription cis-regulatory region binding; DNA-binding transcription factor activity, RNA polymerase II-specific. Gene Ontology annotation, biological process: positive regulation of transcription by RNA polymerase II. The coding region runs from base 1 to 1860 and encodes 619 amino acids.
AUGUCCCCCGGAUCAGCCUGCCAACGAUGCAGGAAGCGGCACAUCAAAUGUGAUGGUACACGACCCAGUUGCAAGCAGUGCGUGUCUGCAAAACAUGAAUGUCCCGGAUACAAUGAAGACUGGAAAUUUAUCAACAAUGGGUCCAAACUGCCUCACAAGAGACAGAAAAGGCAAUCUUCUCGAUCCACAAAGAUACAGCCCGCCAAUGAAUACGCUGAUACGACUGAAUAUACCUCCACGAUACAGGAAGAUUCUAUCAUAGAAUCUCGCCAUAGCAGCUCAUCGUUGCCAAUCCAACGGACAGAAUCUUUGGAUAUCUCUCCCUUGGACUUUCCUAAAGCAUCAGAAACUGCGUUGCAGAACUUGGAUCCGUCCAUAUCAUUACCAGUGGACUUUCACUUCGAUCUCGGCGGCAACAACAAUGUUCACGAAGCAGGUGUGGGCAAUCUACCCGCCAACUUCCAAACCUCCGGACCAGCUCCGGAGACAUCUCCGGGAUUGCUCUCUUCUAAUUCAAAUAGCGAGUUUGAAUUGGGGCUUGCUGCCCUAGCCUCGGAGUUUAUGCUCGAGAGCGAGCAAGAGAUUGUUUUCCUUCUUCGGCAUUAUGUUGACAACUUGGCCCCGUGGCUAGGCAUUUUCGACGAGAAAUGUUUCUUUCAGACUCGCAUCCCUCGCCUCGUUGGGACCAACCCUGCCUUGAAGUAUGCAGUAGCAGCGCUUUCAGCUAAGCAUCUGAGUCAUGUGGCUGGCUUUCGAGCCACGAACUGCGGCUUACGGAGCACGUUGGCCUUGACAGAAAUGUAUCCCAGCGCAGGUCACGUCGACUGGGCAUUCAAAGCUGCCAACUACUAUCAUCGAGCAAGCUCUCAGCAGCAGUCACAACUCUACGAUGCGAUUGGCAAUACGUCGCCAGGUGUUUUAGAUGUGGCAACGACAAGCAGUGCUAUCUUGACCGUUUAUGAAUUGAUUGACUCGAACUACGAUGAAUUCCACACACGGAUACACGAUGUAAAGAGUAAGCUAGCGAGAUAUCCGAACGAGACGUCUACUUCUACGACAAAAUCCUACUUUCCGCCUUUCAAACAACCUCUGAAUCCCGCUGCUCUAGCCAGCUAUUGGCUCUGCAUGCCCCUCGACCUCCUUAAUUCAUACGAUCAAAAACGCAUACCAAUACUUAACUUUGACACUUCCUAUGGCAAUGUCGGGAAUAAUGACGAUGCCUUUGGCGCUGAAUUCACGUCCAUGUCUAGGACACCCUGGGUGCGACUAUUCUCUCUAAUAACAAACAUCAUCGACCAGUUUACGACAACCCCCAGCAGUGGGGAUCGCGCCAUGAAAACCACUGAGCGCAAUAGCUGGUUCUAUCUUUGGGGUGCUUUAGAUAAUUGGCACUCUCAGCUGGAUGCCAACUUUGAACCAUACUCUCAUUACACGCUUUCCAGUCACCUAACACUCCCACAAGGCCCUCAAGAGCCAGUCUUCGACGAAAUUCUCUUUCCAACACAGGUAUCUGCGGCCACUCUUUCGUAUUACCAUUUCGCCCGCGUCCUUUUACUUCUUGCCAAACCGAUCGAUCAAUCAAACCCCCUCACGCUACUGAAAGACUACCGAGAAAGACUGGUAGAUAUAAGAGAUAAUUGUGUAAAAAUAUGCGGGAUUGCGGCUGGCCGGCCAGGCGGCGCUGCUCGAAUUCACUCCGUACAGCCGCUCAUCUUGGCAGGGCAAUGCUUGGAAGAUCCACGGGAGCGAAGGUCUGUAGUACAGCUGCUACAGGACGUUGAGUCUGACACGGGAUGGCCAACCGCGGCUCAGGUCGGACGACUUCAGGAAGAAUGGUAUGGUAGUAUUCCACAGAGCUAA